CCGGCCGCCCCGGCAUCGACAUCGCAGCCAGCAAACAUGCACCGCGUGCGGAACCUCCUCCUCCUCCUCGGUGAAGUUGACAUCCCCGGCGCCAAAGCCGUUAAAUGUGCAUCAAACCACCGUGAAAGCGUCCCGUGCCAGGCAACGAACGUGACAACAUGACGUGACCAAAUUAAAGCGUGUUUGCUUGCAGGCAACUUUUUUUAUGUGUGGAACAUUAAUUCCUUCGUUUUGCUUUCGUGUGCUGGCUCUGCCAACUGCGUUCUGUGGGUUUCUCUACCCAUGUCUUCCUACCUGCGGGCCUUUGCUGGAAGGAUCAACACCCAGCGCUUGCAGGUCUUGAGUGAGUGCCCGAAUUGGGGUGUUCUGGAGGCGAUUGAUGAGACGCAAGAGCCGCGUGUUGGCGAAGGCGUGCCGGACUUCGUGUCCGGGCACGCCGACGCCAACUUGCGUACAGCUCAGAACACGCUCGCAGGUGUACGCGUGAACGUGUUACUCGAGGCGGUGGACCCAACGCUCCGGCACAGCAUCCAUUUCGCACGCGACAACGUGCAAUCCCUGCCACCCGACAGCGUGCAGCGGUUCAGGGCGCUGAGGGACGCACCUUCGACCCUGUGGCUGUCGACACAUAAGGCUGUGGGAGAUUUCGCACGCCAACACGACCCUGACGCACAGGUAUUCUACGUCGAGUGGGCCAUUAGUCAAGACGACCUGCCAAUACGCGCGGACCGCCUUCACGUUGGUCAUGCUUUGCCAGACACCCUCAUCUCCUAUGCAUCUCCUUCUCAAUGCUCAAGGAGUGGCAUUGCCACAGAGGAUGAGGUGGAAGAACAUCAUCUUCGGCCCGGGUUCGUCAUCCUUGGCGUUGACCCGAUUAUUGACCGCACGGCGUACCCAACGCUUUACAGCCACAUCACCACCGCAGUGGAAACCGUCGCUACAAUGGCCAUCGUUUCCUCGAUUAAGCAUCAUGCCAUGUUCAUGUACGGCGACCUGAGCACUCAGAUUGGAGACGGUGCCGCCGAUUACGAACGACUGGUUGCGCAUCGACGGGAGAAGUGCGGUCCGGACGCAUUUCGUGUGUCUGGGCUCAAGGGCGCGGCGACACGUGCAAGCAUGCCAUCCCGAUAUGCGAUUGGGAAGACGAAUGCCUUGACCGGCCUUUUACGCUUUGAGGACUUGUCAGAGGAUCAACAAGCAGCAGUAGAGGGACUGCGGCUUGAGUGUACAGACCCUGAGUGCACAGCAUCGACCGAUAUCAGGGACGUGAGGGUGUUCUCACACCUGCACCCGGCCAGUCCACCAGAUUGGCACCCGGUGAUUGUCACAGGGAUACACUCGCGGCUGCUCUGCACGGGGGCGUCACACUGCAACGGCUCGCUGCGGGUGGAGCCAGACUAUGCCCAGCAGAAGGGGGUGCGCAGCCUAUCCAUCGAAACGGUGCGGCGCGAGUGGACUGCCCAAUUCUCGUGCGAUGUCGUCGCUGGGGUUGAAAGGCUUCGCUUCUCGCAGCUGACUCCCGCGCAGCAGGAGCUGGCCAGGGCAAUCCCGUGGACGUGCUCGAAGCAGGGUGCUGGGUGUCACGGGCGCAACCUGACAUCGGAACACCGGCUGGUGCUUGUGCGCUUCAGCGACGGAGAGGGCAACCGGGAGAGCUUCCUGCUGUGCGAGGGCCACGAUGGCGCGUGCAGGGGUAUUGCGACACCUGUGCUCCGUGCGCAGAUGGGGCUGCGCACCCUUGCCAUCCGGUCGCCGACGUACCAGGACUGGUGCAACCAGCCGCUCUCGGACAAGGUGGUUGUUGUUGUCACACGGUUCAGCGAGAUGAGCAGCGAGGACCAGGCCCGCCUGCGGCAAGUGGAGUUCACCUGCUCGAAUGGAUGCGACGUGUCGGCGGCGGACGUCGCCUGCACAUCGGCCAUGGAAGGGCUAGACUUUGGGAAGAUGGUGACGGGGGAGCACUGUCAGCUGGACACGUCUUCCAGAUGCGACGGCAUUGUAUUUGCAUCCCUCGCGUCGAUGCAGGCGCAUGGGUUUCAUCAGCUGCACCGCAACACGCACCGCCAGCAUGUCAUCAGCAUGCGUCGGCGCCAGGAGCGGGGCAAUGCUGCGCAGGCGCAGGGGAGUGCCCCCGGUGCGUCUGUGGCCGUGGGCAGUGGCCGGCGGCAGAGCACCAGCGCUGCCAUUGUGUGCGAGGUGUGCGGGCGAACGAGCCGCACACCACAGCAGUACAGUCGCCACAGGGCGUCGCACCGCCUCGUUGACGCCAGUGCCUUUGGCAGCGCCCCGAUCACCAUUGCCAACGCCAGCAGCAGCAGGGGCAGCGCCAGCAGCAGCAGGGGCAGCGCCAGCAGCAGCAGCAGCAGCAGCAGCAGCAGCAGCAUUCGUGGUGGUGCAACUGGAUUCAGAGCCAGCAGCAGCAGUGGCAGGCGCGCUGAGCGUGCACACACGAGCAUUGCCCAGUGGCUUGUGGCGGCUGGUGACACAGCAACCGCACGCAGUGCUGGUACGGGCGCGCCCAUUGUCAUUCCUGAUGAUGACGACGACGAUCACGACUACGACGACAACGACGACAACGACGACGAUGAUAUUGAUGCUGAGGUUGCCACCACCGCUCGCAGCAGCAUGGCAGGUGUUCGCUCACACCAGCCGUUGGCCAGGGUGACAGGCGCAACAACCGCACGCAGUGCUGGUACGGGCGCGCCCAUUGUCAUUCCUGAUGAUGACGACGACGAUCACGACUACGACGACAACGACGACAACGACGACGAUGAUAUUGAUGCUGAGGUUGCCACCACCGCUCGCAGCAGCAUGGCAGGUGUUCGCUCACACCAGCCGUUGGCCAGGGUGACAGGCGCAACAACCGCACGCAGUGCUGGUACGGGCGCGCCCAUUGUCAUUCCUGAUGAUGACGACGACGAUCACGACUACGACGACAACGACGACGAUGAUAUUGAUGCUGAGGUUGCCACCACCGCUCACAGCAGCAGCAGCCACAGCAGCAGCAGCAGCAGCGGCGGCGGCGGCGGCGGCAGUACGGGUGUUCCCUCACACCAGCCGUUGGCCAGGGUGACAGGCGCAGCAAGCGCCGUGAACCCUGCUCGCCGCAACAACAAGAGCCCCACGUUCGACACCACCCGCACCGGUCGUACACAGCGGCGCCGGCGCCGUCGCCGCACGCCCGAUGUGCGCGCACGCCAGGGGCAGCAGAGGAGUAUUGUGCAAUGGUUGACGCGCGCUGAUGGCAGUCGCCAGAGCGCGGGAAACAGCAGCGGUGACGACGACGACGACGACGGUGUGAGUGCGGCCACACCACCCACGAAAGCAAGCAAGGGCCACACAACGUCUACAGGCUGGUGAUGUGUGUGUGUGUGUGAUGUGUGAUGUGAUGUGUGUGUGAUGUGAUGUGUGUGUGUGUGUGGCG
This is a messenger RNA of Salpingoeca rosetta, 3424 nucleotides long. RefSeq lists its product as uncharacterized. The coding region runs from base 283 to 3360 and encodes 1025 amino acids. Lineage: Eukaryota; Choanoflagellata; Craspedida; Salpingoecidae. The record is from RefSeq and is a predicted model, not a curated record. The transcript is spliced from 9 exons.